UCGAGCGGAUAUUACCGUGAAACUGAGGUCAGAAGUUCUCUCUCACAGCCAUCUUGGAUAUAAUGUCCCGAGUUGUAAUCAUGCCUGGCGAAGCCACAGAAACGGUCCCAGUCACCGAGCAGGAGAUGCAGCAGCCUCAAGUAGAGACUGCUCCACCUCCUGCCCCAGCUUCCUCCCAGCAACCUCAGGCAGCUUCACGCCCUGCCAAACCCAAAGGCAAAGAUGCCAAGAGUGCACAGGGUUCCUCUGCCCCAAAGGCUGUCCCCGGCAGAAGAAAACGAUCAUCUGUGUCUGCCUCUUCCGCAUCUCCCACUUCCCCAAAGUCCACUCCCUCCUCCACUCCCCUGUCACCUGUGCCAUCUCCUUUGGCUUCCUCACCUGGUGGCUCUUCUGCUAAUCAGGCUAACCGUGCUACCCCAAAGGUCGUCAAAGCUGGCAAACAAGCAAAACCUAGAAAGGGAGAGGCAUUUGUCCCUGCUCCUGUCCCAGUUGAGUGCAAGGUCACAGAGAAACCAGUAGUUGCUGAAGCUACACCAGCCCCAGUUGAGACAAAAGCUGCACCACUCUCUGCUACAAAACCUGUUGCACCUCUAGCUGCUUUUAAAGUUACCUCAAUGCCUGCUGUGGCAGCACCAGUUUCAUUCUCAGAUGCUAUUGCUGCUAGCCCUCCCAAAUCCGUUGACAUUAAGGCAGCUUCACCAAAAGCUGUGCCAGUUAUUGUAGCUGCUGAUGAUGAGCUCCCUCCACUUAUCCCACCCGAGAAACCCGUUAAAAUGCCAGUAUUUGUACCCCCUGUUGAGAAAGAGGUUGCAAAACUUGCUACAUCUCCUGCUAAAUCUGCUCCUCAGGGUUCUACUAUUACUCCUGUAGAGGCUACCAAGGUAACACCCAAAUCCAAGAAAGAUAAGCCCAAGUCAGUGCCUUUCGAGGUUGCCAAGAUAGCAGCCCCAGUGAAAUCUGCUCCUGUUGAAGCUCCGAAACCAGUACCAGAGGCCAAACCUUCUCUCGUUGAGGCUAUUAAACCAGUUGCUGAGGCUAAACCGGCUCCUGUUGAGGCUGCUAAGCCAGCUGCUGAGGCCAAACCUGCUCCUGUUGAGGCUGCUAUGCCAGUGACUGAGGCUAAGCCAAUAACUGAGGCCAAACCUGCUCCCAUUGAGACUGCUAAGCCAGCUGCUGAGGCCAAACCUGCUCCUGUUGAGGCUGCAAAGCCAGCUGCUGAGGCCAAACCUGCUCCCGUUGAGGCUGCAAAGCCAGCUGCUGAGGCCAAACCUGCUCCCGUUAAGGUUGCUAAGCCAGCUGCUGAGGCCAAACCUGCUCCCAUUGAGACUGCUAAGCCAGCUGCUGAGGCCAAACCUGCUCCUGUUGAGGCUGCAAAGCCAGCUGCUGAGGCCAAACCUGCUCCCGUUAAGGUUGCUAAGCCAGCUGCUGAGGCCAAACCUGCUCCCGUUAAGGUUGCUAAGCCAGCCGUUGAGGCCAAACCUGCUCCCGUUGAUGUUGCUAAGCCAGCUGCUGAAGCCAAACCUGCUCCUGUUGAGGCUGCUAAGCCAGCUGUUGAGGCCAAACCUGCUCCCGUUAAGGUUGCUAAGCCAGCUGUUGAGGCCAAACCUGCUCCCGUUAAGGUUGCUAAGCCAGCUGUUGAGGCCAAACCUGCUCCCGUUAAGGUUGCUAAGCCAGCUGUUGUGGCCAAACCUGCUCCUGUUGAGGCUGCUGAAGCGCUCCCUGUCAAGGUUAUUAAAGAAGUUGAAGAAACUAAAGCUGCACCUCCUACACUUGUAAAGCCAGUUGCAGAGAUUAAGUCUACCCCUGUUGAGACUGACAAGCCAGCUGCAGUAGCUAAGCCAGCUGAGGCUACCAAGCCGGCCCCUGUCAAGCCAGUUACUGAGGCCAAAGUGGUUGAGGUUGAGGCAGCACCUGCUGAGGUUACUAAACCUGCCAAACCAGCAGCCGAGCCUGCUGCUCCCCGUAAACUCACAUUUGCUGAAGCAGUGGCAAAACCUUCCCCUAAAAAACCUGAAGUUGAGGUAAUUAAUACAACUCCCUCUGAACCUAAACCCGCUAAAGCCCCAGCGAAGGUGGAGCCUGUGAUCAAGAAUGACAAUGGAUCCGGCACUGACUCGGACAGCGAUGACUCAGUCCCUGAACUGGAGGAACAGGACUCUGCGCAGACACAGACUCAACAAGCUCAGCUUGCAGCAGCUGCUGAAAUAGAUGAGGAACCUGUCAGCAAAGCCAAACAGAGCCGCAGUGAAAAGAAGGCACGGAAGGCAAUGUCAAAGCUUGGUCUCAGGCAGGUAACAGGGGUCACCAGAGUCACCAUUCGCAAAUCAAAGAAUAUCUUAUUUGUCAUCACCAAACCAGACGUCUACAAGAGCCCUGCAUCAGACACAUACAUCGUCUUUGGUGAAGCCAAGAUUGAAGAUCUUUCCCAGCAAGCCCAGCUGGCCGCUGCAGAAAAAUUCAAGGUCCAGGGAGAAGCUGUAUCAAACAUCCAGGAAAACACACAGACGCCCACAGUACAGGAGGAGAGCGAAGAGGAAGAGGUUGAUGAGACCGGAGUUGAGGUUAAGGACAUCGAACUCGUCAUGUCACAAGCCAACGUGUCGCGGGCGAAGGCUGUACGCGCCCUGAAAAACAACAACAACGACAUUGUCAAUGCCAUUAUGGAGUUGACGAUGUAAUGGGACCCUGUCAACAAAGGGUUGAAGAAAGGUUGCUGAUUUAAUCUAAGCUCAUUUAUACAAUUUAUACCCAAGAUGGAAAUAAAGUUGUGGCUUGAUGAAAUGAAA
Messenger RNA from Amphiprion ocellaris (clown anemonefish), 2786 nucleotides. It is a transcript of the gene naca, whose product is annotated as nascent polypeptide associated complex subunit alpha. The coding region runs from base 63 to 2678 and encodes 871 amino acids. The record is from RefSeq and is a predicted model, not a curated record. Lineage: Eukaryota; Metazoa; Chordata; Actinopteri; Pomacentridae. Gene Ontology annotation, biological process: protein targeting to membrane. Gene Ontology annotation, cellular component: cytoplasm; nascent polypeptide-associated complex. The transcript has 9 exons.